GGUGCCCAGAAACCAGCUCCUUUGCAAUGCUGGAGACAGGAGGUCUCUCACCUUCCCUCUGCCUCCUUUCCCUCCUGCUGGCUCUGCAUGGUGCUGAAAGGAGCUAUCCCCCUCCUCGACGCAGGUUUGAGUACAAGCUCAGCUUCAAGGGACCAAGGCUGGCAGUUCCUGGAGCUGGAAUUCCCUUCUGGAGCCACCAUGGAGACGCCAUUCCAGGCCUAGAGGAAGUGCGGCUGGUUCCAUCUAUGAAGAACCGGAGUGGUGCCGUGUGGAGCGAGAUCUCUGUCUCCUUCCCUUCCUGGGAAGUAGAGAUGCAGAUGAGAGUGACAGGACCGGGACGCCGGGGAGCCCUGGGUGUGGCCAUGUGGUACACCAAGGACAGAGAUCAAGUUGGCUCUGUUGUGGAGGGACUGGCCUCAUGGGAUGGCAUUGGGAUCUACUUUGAUUCCUCCUCCAAUGAUGUCCAGAACAGCCCUGCCAUCCGAGUGCUGGCCAGUGAUGGGCAUGACCUCCAGGAGCAGUUUGGGGAUGGAACUGUCCGGGAGCUUGGCUCCUGUCUUAGGGACUUCAGGAACCGGCCACACCCCUUCCGAGCUCGGAUCACCUACUGGAGGCAGAGGCUUCGUGUGUCCUUGAGUGGAGGCCUUACUCCUAAUGACCCUGAAGAGGUCUGUGUCGAUGUGGAGCCCCUGCUUUUAGCCCCUGGAGGCUUUUUUGGGGUCUCAGCAGCCACCAGUACCUUAGCAGAUGACCAUGACGUCCUGUCCUUCCUGACCUUCAGUUUGAGGGACCCAGGUUCAGAGGAAGCCCUCCAGCCAUUCACAGAGAAGGAGCGGUUCCACCUGGCCAGGAAGCUGGAAGAACUGAAGGCAAGGCUGGCCCUGGGUACCAGAGAGGAUACCAUACUACCACUGAACUCCAAAGCCCAGGAAGAAGGGGAAAGGUUCUUUAACCUGGAGGAUACACUGAGCAGACAAAGCCAGAUCCUGCAGGCCCUCCAGGCUCUCUCCAGGCAGAUGGACCAGGCUGAGAAACAGUGGAAACAGCAGUUGGGGUCUGUGGUCCAAAUCCGGCCUGAGGGAGGCUGGAACACUGCCAAGGUCAGCACCCUGCUCCAUGGACAGCGGACUCUGAUCCAGGCUCUGCAAGAGAUGAGGGAAGCAGCUGCCCAGAUGGCUUCAGGAGCACAAGUCUUCUACCUGCCUGUGGGCACUAAACAUCACUUUUUUGAGCUGGACCAGACCCUCGGCCUCCUGCAGAAGGACCUCCGGGAUCUGGUGAAAAUGACAGCCAAGCCUCCCCGCCCAUCUGGCUGGCUCCCAGGAUCCUCCACAUGUCUGCGGACCAGCAUCUUCCUGUUCUUCCUCCUAAUCCAGACUGUAGGCUUCUUCUGCUACAUGAACUUCAGCAGGCAGGAGCUGGACAAGAGGCUUCAGGAGUACCUGUCCACAGAAAUCAUUUCUUUACAGCCUGCAUUACCCAUCCCUAGGACAAUAGGGGUUCUGAGGAGACAGCCUGUCUCCCCCAGCAUGCAAGCCUGACCCAGCUCAAACAUGAGGAAAAAAAAAAAUGGGGGAUAGAGGAUUUAGCCUGUGCCUACACCUUAGCUUUUGGCAUGCCCAUCAUAUUAAAGGUGAUUUUCCUCUUGUUGUA
Molecule: messenger RNA, 1653 nt
Organism: Rattus rattus (black rat)
Lineage: Eukaryota; Metazoa; Chordata; Mammalia; Rodentia; Muridae
Gene: Lman1l
Product: lectin, mannose binding 1 like
Exons: 13
Coding region: 27-1541 (504 amino acids)
Biological process (GO): endoplasmic reticulum to Golgi vesicle-mediated transport; endoplasmic reticulum organization; Golgi organization
Cellular component (GO): endoplasmic reticulum membrane; Golgi membrane; COPII-coated ER to Golgi transport vesicle
Molecular function (GO): D-mannose binding
Source: RefSeq, a predicted model, not a curated record